This is a messenger RNA of Durio zibethinus, 4385 nucleotides long. The record is from RefSeq and is a predicted model, not a curated record. Lineage: Eukaryota; Viridiplantae; Streptophyta; Magnoliopsida; Malvales; Malvaceae.
CCAUGUCAUCUCUCCCACCAAUCCCUCAGAAUCCUUCCUUUCAAUUUCAAGUUUUCAAACUCUAUUAUUAUUAUUUUUUCUCCCUGCAAGUCUUCCUUGUCUUAAAGAGAAACAAUCUCCCUCUUCCUCUCUGUCUAUUUUCUUCUACUUUCCAUAGCUAUUCUCUUUGCAAAGCAAUAAAAAGAGUUUAAUAAAAUUCAAAAAAAAAAAAAACGAAAUGAUUUUCGCAUUUGUGUGUCAAGUCAUGUGAACUUACUGACACAUUCUCUUCUUCUUCCUAUUCUUAAUUUCUUACCGAGUCACUGACUCAGUGAGUCACAACAUAAAUGGCGUCUUCUUCUCGAGCACGAAGCAGCUCGCCGUUCUCAUAUCGGAAACCUUCAAGUACGUUCUCCUCCACUUCUUCAACUUCUUCGUAUAUGAGCAACAAACUAAUGCCUCGCACGUGCUCGUCGUCGGCUUCUUCGUACUUCAACUCGGGAGGUGGAUACGGUUCUCGAUCCAAGACGCCGAGUCGGUCCAGGUACGAUUCAAUGUACAACGGUUCACGCGGUUACAAUGCUCACACACCAGUGGCUUACGCGCCAGAGGAGAUAAUAGGCGAGCCCGUGGAAGCGCCGAGAUCGGGGGAUAGUAUUUCAGUUACGAUUCGGUUUCGUCCUUUGAAUGAAAAGGAAUUCCAAAGAGGGGAUGAGAUCGCGUGGUACGCGGACGGGGAUAAGUUUGUGAGAAAUGAGUAUAAUCCAGCUAUAGCUUACGCAUUUGACAGAGUAUUCGGACCUCAUGCAACUUCUCAAGAGGUUUAUGAAGUAGCCGCUAAACCUGUAGUGAAGGCUGCAAUGGAAGGUGUUAAUGGAACUGUUUUCGCAUAUGGUGUUACAAGUAGUGGGAAGACACACACUAUGCACGGAGAUCAAAAUGCUCCUGGUGUUAUACCAUUGGCAAUAAAGGAUGUGUUCAGCAUUAUCCAAGAUACUCCAGGGCGAGAAUUCUUACUCCGCGUGUCAUAUCUUGAAAUCUACAAUGAGGUGAUAAAUGACUUACUUGAUCCAACUGGUCAACAUUUGCGCAUUAGAGAAGAUGCCCAGGGAACUUACGUUGAAGGUAUAAAGGAAGAAGUGGUUUUGUCUCCUGGGCAUGCUCUUUCUUUUAUUGCUGCGGGGGAAGAGCAUCGUCAUGUUGGUUCAAAUAACUUCAAUCUGUUGAGUAGCCGAAGUCACACUAUAUUCACACUGAUGAUUGAGAGCAGUGCUCACGGUGAUGAAUAUGAUGGAGUGGUCUUCUCUCAACUUGUACGAUUUAAUUCAUGUCAUUUUCAAGAAAGAAUAUUCCUCUCUAAUAAAUGCCUUGACUUGUACUUUCUUUGUUCCUUUAUCCAGAAUUUGAUUGAUUUAGCUGGAUCCGAGAGUUCAAAAACUGAGACAACUGGGCUACGGAGGAAGGAAGGAUCUUACAUAAACAAAAGUCUUCUGACUCUUGGAACUGUAAUAGGAAAGUUAAGUGAAGGAAAAGCAUCCCAUGUUCCAUACCGAGACUCCAAGCUAACCCGCCUUUUGCAAUCUUCACUAAGCGGGCAUGGACAUGUUUCUCUUAUUUGCACAGUUACACCUGCAUCUAGUAACACAGAGGAAACUCAUAAUACCCUUAAGUUUGCAAGCAGGGCAAAGUGGGUGGAAAUCUAUGCCUCACGGAAUAAGAUUAUUGACGAAAAAUCAUUGAUUAAGAAGUAUCAAAAAGAAAUUUCAGUCCUCAAACAGGAACUCGAUCAGCUAAGGCAGGGAAAGCUUGUUGGUGUUAAUCAUGAAGAACUUAUGAACUUAAGGCAACAGUUGGAGGAAGGUCAGGUGAAAAUGCAAUCAAGAUUAGAGGAAGAAGAGGAAGCCAAAGCUGCUUUAAUGAGCAGAAUCCAAAGGCUUACCAAGCUUAUACUUGUUUCUACCAAAAAUACCAUCCCUGGAUGUUUGAGUGAUGUACCAAAUCAUCAAAGGAGUCAUUCUGUUGGUGAGGAUGAUAAACUGAAUGUACGGGGAGAUGGUACCUUGCUCAUAGAUAGUGAGAAUCAAAAAGAUUCUUUAUCUUCGAUUGCUGUGCUUGCUUGUGAUUCAUCUUAUGAGUUUAGACACAGAAGAUCCUCCAGCAGGAGGAAUGAUGAGCUCUCACCAACUAGCAGUACUAUCACUGAGUCAACUCAAGUAGGUGAACUUAUUAGUGGGACUAAACUGCUGGCAGGUGGGAUGACAUCAGAUCAGAUGGAUCUUCUUGUUGAGCAAGUUAAGAUGCUUGCUGGAGAGAUUGCAUUUAGCACCAGUACCCUGAAACGCCUGGUGGAUCAGUCUGUAAAUGAUCCUGAUAGCUCAAAAACUCAGAUUCAGAAUUUGGAAAGAGAGAUUCAAGAAAAGAGGAGGCAAAUGAGGGUUUUAGAGCAACGCAUAAAUGAGAGUGGUGAAGCAUCAAUUGCUAAUGCAUCAUUUGUCGAUAUGCAGCAGACAGUUAUGAAACUGAUGACCCAGUGUAAUGAAAAGAGUUUUGAGCUGGAGAUAAAAUCAGCAGAUAAUCGUAUCCUGCAAGAACAACUGCAGAACAAGUGUUCUGAUAAUAGGGAAUUGCAAGAGAAGGUGAAUCUCCUGGAGCGGCAAUUGGCGUCUCUCUCCAGUGACAAAUUAUCAUCAUCUUCUGAACAGCAAAUAUCUGAAGAAUAUGCUGACGGGUUAAGAAAAAGGGUUCAAUCUCAGGAAAUUGAGAAUGAAAAACUAAAACUAGAACAGGUGCAGCUUUCAGAGGAGAACAGUGGGUUGCGUGUCCAAAAUCAAAAAUUGACUGAAGAAUCUUCAUAUGCAAAAGAAUUGGCGUCUGCAGCUGCUGUUGAGUUAAAAAAUUUGGCUGCUGAGGUGACCAAGCUUUCAAUACAGAAUGCAAAACUGGAGAAUGAAUUAUUGGCUGCUCGAGAAUUGGCACACUCUAGAGGUUCUGCCUAUCAAACUGUUAAUGGUGUGAAUCGCAAGUAUGGUGACAGCAUGAGACCUGGGAGGAAGGGGCGGCUCUCUGGCCGCUUUCAUGACCUUUCUGGAGCAGCUGGUGUUGACUUUGAGUCAUGGAAUCUUGAUCCAGAUGAUCUAAAGAUGGAACUGCAGGCUAGGAAACAACGUGAGGCAGCACUUGAAGCUGCACUUGCUGAGAAGGAACUCAUAGAAGAUGAAUACAGGAAAAAAGUUGAAGAAGCAAAGAAGAGGGAGGAAGCUCUGGAGAAUGAUUUAGCCAACAUGUGGGUGCUUGUUGCUAGGCUGAAGAAAGAGGGAGCUGCUACCCCUGAGAGUAAUACAGAUGAGCAGCAUAGUAAUGGUAUGAAUUAUGUUGAUGAUCCAAAAGCUAACAACAUUGAGAGUAACAAUAUCCUGAAAGAGAGACAAAUUUCAGAAGUGUCAUCAAAACCAGCUAAUGAAAUACCCAAGGAAGAACCCCUGGUCGUACGCCUGAAGGCCCGUAUGCAAGAGAUGAAGGAAAAAGAGCUCAAAUCCCUCGGAAAUGGAGAUGCCAAUUCCCAUAUGUGUAAAGUAUGUUUCGAAUCACCAACUGCAGCAAUUCUUCUCCCUUGUCGGCAUUUUUGUUUAUGUAAAUCUUGUUCGCUUGCUUGUUCUGAGUGUCCAAUUUGUCGUACAAAGAUUGCGGAUAGGCUUUUUGCGUUCACUUCUUGACACAGCUAUUCAUACCCUCCUAAUGAAGGGUUUCGAGAUCACCUGUUUGAUAUUUUCAUUGUGAUAAGCGGGUGCAAUUCUUUUAUUGGUUUGUCUGUAACUGUUUAAAAGGUAUAUCGAUAGCUUGUUCUCUACCUCACCGAGGGGCCGUAAAAAUAAGAAAUUAAAAGUUAAAAAGCUUCUAAAAAAAGAUUUAAAAAAAAAAGUAAUAGGGUAAAAUCACUACAUCCAAAAUUUCAGAUACAAGAUAUUACUUUGUUUUUAAAAAUUCGCAGCAAAGGUUGUGAUCUGUCUUUUAAACUUUCAAUUGUCAAUGUACAGAAACGAUUUACGCUCUCAUGAAGCAGUUUUUGGGUGCCGGGACCAUUUAUAAAAUGUUUUUGUUCAUAAGUCAUAACUAUCUUCGUGUUAGAAAAAGCAAUUUUCAAAGGAUAUCGAUGGUUAAUCUGAUCACUUUCUUUGGAUAGAAUAAAUUUUCUUUCAUCAAUUCUAUAUUACUGAACGUAAAUAAGUAGUUGUGCAAGUCAAAGUGAAAUUUUUUCUUACAAAUGAAAAUAAAAGACCCAUGCCAAUGAGAAAGAGAUGAGAUAAAAAGCCUAGUUUAAUUUAAGCUUUUUAAUUAAAUCUAGGAAUCUCACUCUCUUUUGCACUACUAUUCUUCAAUUCUCAAAUUUCCCUCGGUUGCUUUUAAUU